AUGAUGAACAGAAGAGGCAUCUUUGAAAAACAUUACAAAUCUUACUGAUCCCAAACUUUUGAACAGCAGUGUAUGUAUAUUUUUAUGUUUAUUAUAAAAAAAAAAGAAUGCACUUACCCAUCUGCUGUAGAAUGUUUCUGGUAAUUUUUUGACUAUUUGUAUAGUCUUUAAUUGGUUCCACUUGCAUUGCCAUUUGCAAGUCACUUUCAUAAAAGCAUCUGAUGAAUGAAUGUAAACUUAGAAUAUGCAUAAUAUUUGACAACCAGCAUUAGCAUGCAGUUCAGCCUUUGGGUAACUUUAUUGUACAGAAGGAGGACAGAAUUUAUGUAAACGUUUAUUGUAAAAUUUGAAAAACAAAAUCACUGCUUUACAUUUUACAUUUUAAUUGGUCGUUUGACUGAAAACUUCAAAGUUAUUGACAAAUCACCUUUGUGACAACUAACCCCGGUCUUUCAAAUGUAGUGGUCAAGAGGGGAAAACUUUAUUUUUAAGUUUUAUUAUCAUGGAAAUGGAUACUAUAACUUCACCACUAGGUGGCUAUAAACUUGCAGAUCCCGUUUUACCUGUAUUUGCAGACAAUAAGUAGACUAUGUACAAUACAAUUAUAUGUACAAUACAAUUAUACAAUACAUUAAGCAAACGAUAUAAGCAUGUCAUAUAUCUAUUGAAAUGCAAUAAUAACGCUACUGUUAAAUACAAAACUAUACAUCGCGUAUAUAAAAACGAAACAAAUAUAAAACAUAAAAAUCGCAGGUGCAGACAAAUCCUCCUCAGCUUCCCCGAGGUCGUCUCCAUGGGAACCGUUAUGAAAAACAAACGCGAGGCAAGAGUUACUGCGUGAGCUGAUAUGUAAUUGGAAAACUGUUGAAACGGCUUGUGGUCAAAGGAAAAUAUAAGUUCUUAAUAAAAGUAUUAAUUUAAGCACAUUUUGAAGGCUGAAACAGCAGCGAGUAAAUUUAUCCGGGAUGUCGGCAACUAUUAACCCGCUAGCAAAUCCUAAAGGAGUAAAGAAGCUGUGCGAACUUUGCCAGAAACCUGCAAAACUUCAGUGCACAAAAUGCCUGGUCACAUUUUACUGUAACUCUGACCACCAGCACGCUGACUGGGCCAGUAUUCAUGAAAAAGUCUGUCCGUUACUGGUAUCUAUCCACACACCUGCACCAUUCGGCACACUGGAGUCUGACCGAGAGCAUCACCACAAAGAAACACUGAAGAAACAGAAACAUCUAGUAGAGAUGGCUCAUUUAGAGUCGCAGAGGUGGGUGUCCAAGAAGAGGUUCCAAGAUGUGUUACCAGCUGCUCUCCUAUUCCUGCGCUGGGCCAUGAGGCUGUACGGAUCCUGUGCUGUUGAACUGGUACCAGCUUAUCUACUGCUCGCACAGGCUAAUAUAGGUUUAGGUUCUCUCUCCCAAGCACAUGAGUAUCUGUCUAAGGCCGAGUGGACAGUAAUGAAAACACCAGGCUGCAGUCACACUGUCCUUCAUCAGCUACACAGAACCCUGGGCCGCCUGCACGCUGCCAUGGGAAAAUACACAUCUGCUCUCACUCACUUUGCCAAUGACGUGUACUAUGCAAGUGAAAUGUUUGGUUUGGGUAGUACUGUGACAUCUGGAGGAUAUUUCCUUAUGGCUGAUGUGUUUCUGAAGCAAAACAAGCCUGACAUUGCCCAUUCACUCUACACAGAGGUGGCAAAUUCAUGGCACACUCACCUGUGUAAGCUGAUGGAUGGUAUCAGUCAGAGCGGCACUCAUCCAGAGAAGUGUUUUGAUGAGGCCCAGUGUGUGGAGGCUGAUCAGAUGCUGGGAUGUAUCUUAGAGUUUGAGGAACAGUGUGUGAAGCCUCGCCCUGACCUGUCAGCCAUGUUGGCACAUUCUCUGGCUAUGCUGUGGUUACUAUGCAACAACUACACCAAGGCAUUGGAGUAUGGGAAGAAGGCUGAGGUGUUGAUCCAGGGGUUAAGUGAGCAAAACAGACUGAGAGAGUCCAUCCAUAAUCUACUACAACAUGCUGGAAAACAGUUGGAAUGAGACUGGCCACUAAGCUACAUAACACAACCUUCACACAAUAUACAGCACAACAACAGUCAAACUUUGUCUUUACACUGUACAGUGUUCAUAGUCAUUCAUUCAAUCCAUGGACAUUGGGAGAUAUUGAUGUAUCAUUAAGGUGCAGUCACAAAAUUUCAUGGGCAAAAAAGGCCCAUUGUCUAGUUCAACAGUGAUGUAUGAAGCACAGCUCACACUCAAGUUGCUAUUUAACCAAGCAGCUUUCUCGUGGUCAACACAGUGAGUUUGUGAAGUCAAACCUGUCACGAAAUCUGUGUGUGAGGAACUAUUUCACCCUCAUGUAAAAUUCCCAAGUGAUUCCUAUUGAAAUAACUGGAUUUUGCCCAUGAAAAUUCACUGAACAACAGUACAUGUGACCACACCUUUAGUGAGGCAGACUACAGCAAACAUCUUGUAAAAGAUCAGUGGCGAAGGCCUGUCAACUGUGAUGUGAGAUAAAUAGACAAGCGGACACAGUUUCAUGUUCUGGACAUUUUUAAAAUGUCUUUAUUGGUGUUAUUACGUAAUGACACAUAACAUCAAUGUUAGCGUUCUAUCACUAGUCAUUUCUUGUUUUAAAUUAUACAACAUUGCUUGGUUUUUGGCAUUUAGGUUCCCUUCAAAAAAAAAUAAAAAUAAAAAGAGGCAAUGAAAUGAACACAUGGAGUCUCAAAACAUUUCCCUUUUCCAUACCAAAGAGCUAAGUGUUCAUUAGCAGCAACUGUUGCUUUUCAUUUUUAGUUAUGUGAUGCUACGUUAAUUGCCAACUCACACAAGUCAGAAGGGUAGAGUGGUAGAGCUUAUCAAUCAGAUUGAGCACUACUUCAUACAGACAUCUGAUGAGGUUAUUUUAGCUCUCAGUUCAGAUGUGUUUUUGAACUGCUGUCAUGGAUGUUUGACCUCUCGAUUCUGAAUUUGCAUUUUAUUAAGUUUGAGUCACACAGGUUUGAUAAGGGGAAAAGAAACUUUCUGUUGUAUCCUUGAAGUGGAGGCAGAGCUUGUAAAGUUCGACAACCAUAUGGUGCCUUAUCGCAAAAACACAAAAAAAGUGUCAGAGUUUACAGGGACACUUGUUCUUGUGUGGGAAGAGGUGGAAGGUGCAAGUCUCUGGUUGCAUGGAAUGAUGGAACACAUCACACACACACAAGACGGCAAAUCACAACGCUUGAGAUGCGGUGGUGAGAAGAGUGUGCGUGCGUCUCAGGUGGUCAACGGCUGUUCAGUCAAACUCACACUAAAACCCUUCAUCACUCUUCAGUCUUUCUCAAGCAAGAUUAUCGCAUAUAAACUAGUUUGACCUUUUUCUCCAAAAAAAAAAAAAAAAAAAAAAAAAAAAGAUAAAUUA
Molecule: messenger RNA, 3390 nt
Organism: Cyprinus carpio (common carp)
Lineage: Eukaryota; Metazoa; Chordata; Actinopteri; Cypriniformes; Cyprinidae
Product: zinc finger, MYND-type containing 12
Molecular function (GO): protein binding
Source: RefSeq, a predicted model, not a curated record